GGAGGCUGACGGACACGGCCUCUUCUUCUUCUUCCUCCCGGUCGGAGAGUCCUCAGCUGCUCAGUCCUAAAGAGGGGGCCAGCGCCCCGCCCCCCAGCGUGCACGCCCCCCUGCACACCUUCAUUGACAGCGGGAUCCAGCUGAUCUGCGUUUCCAAGGGAACGGGCUUGGGGCUAGUCAUCAGGGGCGGAGCUAACCGAGUCGACGGACCAAUGGUGUUCAUCCAGGAAGUGGUUCCUGCAGGAGACGCCCACAAGGACGGCCGUCUGCAUGCCGGGGAUCAGCUGGUCUCGAUCAAUAAAGAGUCUCUGAUCGGGGUCACGUACGAGGAGGCGAGGAGCAUCCUGACCAGAACCAAACUCAGACCGGACCCCACGGUGGAGAUCGCCUUCAUCCACCGCUCCUCUUCCUCCCCCUCCUCUUCCUUGGGGCCCCACAACCCCGUCUCCCAGCAGGGGGCGGGGGGAGCAUCUGUGCCCCAGCAGAGGGCCUCGAUGCUGGGGAACUCAGGGGCCUCAGGAGCCCCGGGGGGGACCAGGAUCACCUCCAGCAGGAACCCAGUCUGUGAGACCCUGCCCCCCGUCAGCGUGAGGCAG
Notothenia coriiceps (black rockcod) is the source of this 596-nucleotide messenger RNA. RefSeq names its product syntaxin binding protein 4 (gene stxbp4). Gene Ontology annotation, biological process: insulin receptor signaling pathway; regulation of insulin secretion involved in cellular response to glucose stimulus. The transcript has 4 exons. NCBI's taxonomy places the organism in Eukaryota, Metazoa, Chordata, Actinopteri, Perciformes, Nototheniidae. The record is from RefSeq and is a predicted model, not a curated record. The annotation marks the transcript as partial. Gene Ontology annotation, molecular function: syntaxin binding. Gene Ontology annotation, cellular component: cytoplasmic vesicle.